CGGCGGCCCGCGGGAAUGCUGCGCUUCAGCUCGGGGCUCACGGUCACCGCCACCACUCCCAGGAGGUCGGCUGGCGACAGCGGCCGCGCCCGGCGGAAGAUGAAUGUCUGUAGGUUACGCUUAACGGUACCACCUGAUGAAGGCUCACAGCCUGAACAGGGAGCAAAGGAACCUGAAAGAAAGAAAAAUGAGCUCUACCACAUACCCAAUGGUAUGUCUCCAGCGAAACUCUCCCAUGGGAUGGUGUAUGGCGUUGUGCACCGAACUGACAACAACCAUAAGAGAGAAAUGGUGGUUUAUGGAUGGUCAGCUGAUCAACUGAAAGAGGAAAUGAAUUACAUUAAAGAAGUGAGAGCAACUCUGGAAAAAGUAAGAAAGAAAAUGUAUGGUGAAUAUGAUGAAAUGAAAAGAAAAAUACAGCAGCUUACGAACGAACUGAAAGUGACAAAUGCUCAUCAGGAAUCCUUAGAGAAUCAUGUGCGAGUACAGGCUGCAGCCUUAGAUAGCUUUAGUGAAAUGAACAGCUCCUUGACGUCAGCAUCAAUAGACUUGCAGAAAACUCUAGUGGAUGUUACAUUGGAGAACACUGAUAUAAGGGAACAAAUAAGGAAUUUAAAACAUACACAUGAACAAUCUAUGGAAAAGCUGAGAGAGAAGCAAAAGCAACUGGAAACAGCACAAAUUGAAAAUCAGUUACUGAAAUUAAAGGUGGAAUCAUCCCAGGAAGCCAAUGCUGAAGUCAUGAGAGAAAUGACAAGAAAACUCUAUAGUCAGUAUGAGGAAAAAAUGCAAGAAGAGGAGAAGAAACAUAAAGCUGAGAAAGAAAUCCUCCUAGAAGAAACUAAUCGGCUUCUAAAGGCUAUUGAAGAGGCAAAUAGGAAGAUGCAGAUUACAGAAACAAGUAUUCAGGAAAAAGACCAGAGAAUUGGUGAGCUGGACCGGCUGAUUGAGCGCAUGGAACAGGAACGUCAUCAGCUGCAAAAACAACUCGAACUAAAUGAAAUACAAAUAUCUGGAGCAAAAUCUGAAAACAACUCUGACAGUGAAAGGUCACAGCAUUUGGAGGAGGUAGCUGCUAGUCUAAGAGAGCGAAUCAAACAUCUGGAUGAUAUGGUCCACUGCCAACAGAAAAAAGUCAAGCACAUGGUUGAGGAGAUUGAAAUGCUAAGGAAGAAAGUAAAAGAAAAGGAAUUAUUUAUAGUACAGCUUUUAGAAAAAAUCUCUUUCUUAGAAUGUGAGAAUAAAGAAUUACAAGAUAAAUUGGACUACUUAAUGGAAAACCAACCAAAGACCAAUAUAGAAACCAGAGAUACUGGUGUAGGUUGUGAUCUUCCAUACAGUACAAGUACUGAGAACAGAAGAUCUCCUGAAAGUGCAAGGCCAGUGAGGACAUACACCCCAUUCAAGAGAGUGUUGGAAUUUAGCACAAAGAACAGUACAUCUUGA
Messenger RNA from Indicator indicator, 1446 nucleotides. RefSeq names its product myocardial zonula adherens protein (gene MYZAP). Gene Ontology annotation, cellular component: RNA polymerase II, holoenzyme; nuclear envelope; intracellular anatomical structure. Lineage: Eukaryota; Metazoa; Chordata; Aves; Piciformes; Indicatoridae. The record is from RefSeq and is a predicted model, not a curated record. Gene Ontology annotation, biological process: intracellular signal transduction; maintenance of ER location. The coding region runs from base 16 to 1446 and encodes 476 amino acids. The transcript has 13 exons.